Oncorhynchus keta (chum salmon) is the source of this 3434-nucleotide messenger RNA. RefSeq lists its product as uncharacterized. The record is from RefSeq and is a predicted model, not a curated record. Bases 279 to 1478 code for a protein of 399 amino acids. NCBI's taxonomy places the organism in Eukaryota, Metazoa, Chordata, Actinopteri, Salmoniformes, Salmonidae. The transcript has 4 exons.
GUAAAUGGUGAAUGACUACAAAUAACAAUGAGUCGUUAUUUAUGACAGACGGUGAUUUGUAGAUCAAUCAGUCGGCAGUCUCCUCCACUGUCGGCUGCAAUGUCGAACAAGACUAUUGAUGUCAACAAACCCCAUAUGAUCGUGCGACGCAAGCAAGCUUCCUAGACGCAGCGUAAAAUAUUUUGUGAUGAAGGUAUGAAGUGCCAUCUGUAGUAGUUACAGAGGAGCCCAGGGGCUGCUACCAGAGCAGGUACACCCAGUGAGGGUCGGGAGAGACCAUGGACCUGAGUGAGAGGAGGCCCAACAAGUGGUGGACAGAGUCGGACACCUUUGCCAUGCUUGCCCUCAUCGAGCAGCUGGACCUGGUGCAUGAGCUGGAUAAGAAGCGCCAGCGCAACGACUCGCACUUCCGCCGCCUGCGCUACAGCCUGGCCAAGCGGGACAUCCACUUCACUGUCAACCAGAUACGCAACCGCUGGAAGAGCCUCAAGCACAAGUACCGCAAGAUCAAGAUGGCAGGAUACCGUAGCGCUGCUGCACGCCUGUCCACCAUCGAGACGUUCCGUUACUUUCGUAUGCUGGACCGCAUGCUGGCCAGGAGGGCCCGGGUGGGGGCCCCAGUGCAAGGCAUUGCAGAUGGACACAAUAUGGUGGUGUUGACCCCUUCAGACCUGGAGGAUCAUACUGAUGGUGAUGUUGCUCAGCCCGAAUCUGCGGCCCCUUGGCAGGACAACCUGGCUCCAGCUCUAAAGGGAGAUGCAGACGAGACCAAUGCCACCCCAAUAGAGGCCAACGCCAGCACUCCGGGCUGGGCCUUGAAGUCAGAUGAGAUAAUGACUUUGGGUCUGUCUGGAGAGUAUCUUUACCCAGUGAAGAGAGAGCCACAUUCAGUACCCUCUUUACAUGAUGGUGAGGGAGCUAGGGACCCCAUUGGCUGCAGUCCACAAGAACAAACUGGCACUUGUGAGGACACCAGCACCCUGAUCCUCCAGCAGCUCACCAUCCUGAACCAUCAGCUAGGGGAACAACUCGCUGAGCAAAGGGCCUUCCACUGCAGCAUGCUGGGUAUGAUGGACCGACAGAUAGAGGUCCUGGAGCAGCUCUCCAACUUCUCCACAGGCCGCCAGGUCAAGGCCGAACCCGACGACAGUAACACUCCUAUCAGCCAGCAGGUCCACAACUCCCUGGUGCGCAUCUUGAGAGGAGUGGAACAGGUCCAAACCCAAGGACACCAGCAAUGCUCAUGCAAAGCCUACCCCUCACAGCCUACAUCUCCCUCCUGGACAGUCUCUCUGUUGGAGGUCCAGAAUGAAUCACCCUCCAGGGAUGAGAACUCAACUAGUGACACAUCCAACCCUCAGCCCUCAGACCAUGGGUGUCCUGAACCUCAAGGACCAUCCCCCUCAGAGCAGCUUCCCACUUCCCCACAGAAGGGUGUUUUGCUUAACGGACUCUCAAACAAGUUCCAGCACAACUGAGUGCUCUUGAAGCUUCAUUCUGACAGAGGAGAGCAUACACUAUUAGGAAAAAUGGUUUCAAAAGGAUUCUUCAGUUGUCCCCAUAGGAGAACCCUUUUAGGAUCCAGGUAGAAUCGUUUUUGGUUUCAGGUGAAACACAUUUUUCCAUGUAGAACCCUCUAAAAAGGGUUCUGCAUGGAACCUAAAAAUGGUUCUACCUGAAACAAAAAAAAAAGGUUAUUCAAAGGGUUAUCCUAUGGGGACAGCCGAAGAAUUGUUUCAGGUUCUGGAUAUAAACUUUUUUUUUCUAAGAGUGUUGAAUAAAAAUAUAUGGGUGCUUACAUUUAUGAGGGACUUGUCAUUUUGAGAAUGUAUUGUGAAAAAAAAAGGUGUUUGUUUUUUUUUUUAUUCCAACUUCUCUCUUCAGUUUAAUUUUGUCAUGUCCAAAUGUUUUAAUGUACAGAAGUUAAUAAUCUGAUGUUUUAAUCAGAUAUAUUUUAAAGUCUACAAUCUAGAGAAUUUUGACAAACCUUAGCGCAGAUGUUUAUUUACUCUUGUCAAGAAGAGAGAUUCCAAUUCGCCAGCAAUCAUCCACUGAAACUCGCUUCCCGAAAUUAUGUUUAAAUGUAUGUUUUCUUCACUCAUACACAUUUAUGUGGAAGCUGGUCAAGCAAAGGCUUUAUCCAAAUAUCUCCUCUUUUCUAAAUGUUCCUUUUCCUAAACAUAUUGGAUAUUUUGGUGACUUCAUUUCUAUAUUGAAGACUUGUUUUAAACAGGGACUUUGUAGAACUCCAUUUGCACAGCUGUUUGCAUAGUCGUGGAUACACAUGGCUGCUUUAAUUUAGGCCAGUGAAUGUGUUUUACUUUGCUUUAGCUUUGCUGAAGAUGAGAGGUACUGUAGUGUGUAAGUGCAAUAUGGUAAUGAAGUCUACAUUUGAAAUCUCACAAGAGAUUCAUCCCACAUCAUCCAUCACUUAAUUUGUAUCUUGGAAUUGUAUUACUACAUCUUGGCAGUACUGCAAUUUGGCAUGUUUUGCUUGUAAUUUGCUACCUGUCUUAAGCAAGAAUUUUGCUAGGACUGUUUGGGAGUGGGGAGGGGGGAAACUUAAAAUGAGCUGUUAUUGGCAGAGAGGUUUGGAAUUUGUGCUGCGUUCAGUACAUUUUUACGUUCUGGAACAUUCAAUUGAAUGAAAAUGAUGCUGUACUGAACGACUAGUCAAAAACUGGGAGGGGUUGGGGAACCCUGUCAACAUGGCCAAUUUCAGGCAGUCUUUUCAAACAGCUCUUACAUUAAAAGCAUUAUCAUGAUUUUCACAAUUUCACAGUAUUAUUCCAACCUCAUAGUGUGAAAAUAUAUAUAAGACACUGGAAAAUCACGUUUUUGACCUCACUGCGACUUUUCUCUCAAAGUUAUUUUAAUACAUGACUUCCAGCUUCAAUCUGAGCUUGUAUCAAGUCCAUUGAUAUUGAGUUAUUUAGUGUAAUGUAUUUGAUGCACCUUUACAUUAAACCUAAUCCAAAUGAGAACAAUAAAAAGAGGCAUACUUGUGAUGAUAGUCUUAUUUAUGGACUGAAACGUGCCUGAAAAUGUUAUUGAUACUAUUGUAUUUUUAAAAGUAAAGAAUUAAAUAUUCACUGUAAUGGAAGGACUGGUUUCAUUUAGGAAUUGCAAAUCUAAUCAGUAGCUUUAGCCAUUGUGGAAUUAGAAAUGAAUGUUGCAAUGUACAUUGUAGGCCUACUUCAAAAGGAAAAUAUGAUGUACAUUUAUUUCAAAUGCAAGCUUUUUUUGUGGAUCAAUUAUUUGAGCUCCCUUUUUCAGCAUCAGACACUCCAAGAUCUCCAAACUGUUUUGUAGUAUACUCUAAUAACUCAAAGCAAUACCAGAUCCCGGAAUACCAAUAUACCUUUAUCAUAACAUUGAAGCUGUAACAAAAAGUAGCCUAAAAUGAGAAAAUAUUCAAUAAAACAUGAAUUGUG